CCUGGCACGCGCGCGCAAACGACGGACGUGUCCAGAUUAAUUAUCACCAGCUCAACGGCACUUCACCACCUCUGCUCCCUCCAUCCUCCCUCCAACGACGCAACCCGCCCAAUGCCACGAUAGCUGGAGGCCCCCAUGCAAUAGUCACCCGCCAUGUACAACUCCCUCACCCGCAUCCAAAACACCUUCGGGUUCUUCACCACCGUCGCCUUCGUCGUCGCCGCCCUCAUCGCCGCCUCCGACUUCCUCACCCCGCGCACGCCUGCCUCUGGCCUCCUCGCGCCCACGAACGUCCAAGUUGUCAAGGGCCGCCCGCACUACUACAGCUCCAAGAAGGAGGAGUACGCCAUCAUCAAGUUCUCCCUCGACGCCGACCUCUCGUCUUUGUUCACAUGGAACACCAAGCAGCUCUUCGUCUACGUUACCGCCGAGUGGCCUGGCCCCGAAAACGCCACCAAUGAGGCUGUCAUCUGGGAUUCAAUCAUCACCAAUCCCAGCGCCGACCACCUACAGAACAUUGGCCCCGUCGCCAUGAAGAAGCUUAAGCGCAGCGCUGAGGGCAAGACGAUUGAUCCUAGCCGCGGCCUGCUCAAGCUCCGAAACCAGAAGCCCAAGUACCAGAUCACCCACCCAAGCGGCAGGAUCGCUGAGAAGGAAGAUGUUACCCUCAAGCUGCACUACAACGUCCAGCCCUGGGUUGGCCUCCUGACUUGGAACCAGGAUCAGGAUAUUGGCCCUUGGAAGAAGUUGGCUGGCGGCAUGAGUAAAACCUUCAAUCUUCCCGCCCUCAAGAAGAAGGACGAGAAGAAGAAGAAGAAUACUUGAGUUCAGCCAGCAGAGUAGGUUCAUGUCACAGCUGGGGAUGUAAAACUAUAUAUAGCAUGUAAAGGCGUUUAAUGGACUGGUUACGGACACUUG
Ilyonectria robusta is the source of this 918-nucleotide messenger RNA. Its product is annotated as signal peptidase subunit-domain-containing protein. Gene Ontology annotation, cellular component: membrane; signal peptidase complex. The transcript is spliced from 3 exons. The record is from RefSeq and is a predicted model, not a curated record. Gene Ontology annotation, biological process: protein targeting to ER. Lineage: Eukaryota; Fungi; Ascomycota; Sordariomycetes; Hypocreales; Nectriaceae. The coding region runs from base 154 to 825 and encodes 223 amino acids.